UUGAAUACUUCGUCGGAAGGGUGACAUCAGUAUCUUUCUCCAACCGAUAUGCCGUUUGCAUACGACUGCUGCCUCGGACUUUCGUCAUGCCGCUAUAACGAGCAUUCAGCAGAUCCAAUUGCAACUUGCUGAUGAAGUCAAAGGUCGCGUUACAGUGACCAUCCGCACACGAGGUGGCGCCACAUCGGAGUCAACGCGAGACCCAAUGAAGUCUUAUCGCUGGCAGAAGUUUAUCGGUGACGAGUUUGCACGAUAGUGACUGCGCUGUGCGAUCGCAACUUUUCAAGAGGACGUCGACGCACGACGAAGACUGGUGGAAGAACUGCCGAAGAAUAAAGAUCGUCUUAAGAUUCGUCAAACUUGGAUGAAAUGCGAGUAUUCAACGACAUUCAGUUGAAUAAAAAAAGCUUCAGUGUUCCUCCUGGUGUGACCCUACGAGAAUGCAGUGUCGUCAUUAUCGGAAGUACGUGCAAAAUAUGCGGUAGAGACUUUAAGUGUGAGAGCGACGUUUCUGUACAUUCACAAUGGCGACACAACGGAACUAUAGGAUCGUUAAUUGACGAUCUACACCACGAUAUUUAUCUCGAAAACAUUGGUCAGAAAUGCGAUAUAUGCGACGUGCAAUUUCAAACUAUCCCGGACUUAAAGAGUCACAAGCGAUUGAUACAUAAGCAUGGUACAAGAUCCAAAUUCAAAAAGAAGGGACGAAGAAAAGAGACAGUACGCGUGAAAUUCAAACUAAACGGAAUGACGACAAUGGAUGUGAAUCUGCAUCGAAAGUAUUUAAAAAUAGAAAAUAAUCUCAAAUACUUCGUCGAUACUGGUACGCAAACUUUGGACUCGCUCGAAAUUCAGAAACAUCAAGAUAACUGCGCAGCGCAUAUCGAUUUGUUUCUCUCGGACCAUGUUGUGGAUAACAAUCAUGUACAACAUAUACCUCAUAAAGCUGCAAAUCGAUAUAUUGUAGGUAAAUUCACGUCUACUAAAGGCGAUGCGAUAGCACGUUCUACCACUGUAGUGGGGAGAAGUCUUUCAGAGAUCUCAAAUACAUCGUAUAGGGACGUAAUUCCUGAUAGCAACGGUUCGUGCGAAGAAUAUAAAAAUCAUAGCGAUUUUAUCUCUCAAGAAAAUACAGCGGACACAUGGAGAAGUUUUCUUAAUAAUUUAGACACUUAUAAUAAGGAAAACUCACAAAGAAACCUAAACGAAUCAAAAAGAAAAAAUGUAUAUUGCCAAGCCGAAUUUUUAUCGAAUGAUAACAAUCCUCUUACCUAUCAGCGAGAGAAGUUCGACAAAACAUCACUAACAUCUAAACAACUCUCGGCCAACGAGAUUCGUUACAAUCCUACAAUCAAACAAUCUAAUAUGGCUGCAAAGGAUAAAAGAAGUGCUGAAUUAACAAACUCUUUAGCAAAUUCUGAGGAAAUAGCUAUCGAGAAUGAAAAAAAUAAAAUCUAUGAAACUGCGACGAAACAUUCGCUUGCUUCCUUAACUCGAAGUUUCUUUAACAAAAAAAAUGAAUCAAUAAAAGGUAAUUCGAACGUUGAUGAUGACAUACAAGAAGUGCUACGAAUAACUAGAAGAAAUGUACAAAGCGAUAUUAAUCACGAAUCGCCUAAUCGUACUGAAAGAGAAAUAUUGGUACAAAAUACUGGUAAUAAACCGCUUAUGUACAGCGUUCCCAUACAGCGGGAAUCGGCUAUUUGCCCAGAAAAAUGCAAUGCUGGAUUUACAACAAAUUUUGAACCAUCUGAUUAUCCAGCAUUUACGACCGUAACCGAAAGUAGUUAUCAGUUUUUGGUAAAUGCGUUCAAUAAAAAACUAGGUAUUUAUCUGGAAGAUAUGCAUCAUUUCGGAAUUAGCUAUUACGAUGAACUAGCGGAAAUUAAUAACAACAACUUAGAAGAUUACGCGAUAUAUGCUCAUCAAGGAUUUUUCAAAUCACGGAUGCAAGCAGAAGAGCCGUAAUACACCAAUGGAUUAAAAGCGAAUGGCAAUGAAGUAGCUGUGUUAAAUUGAGAGUAUGUGGCAAAAACUUAUUGUUGUAUGUUAAAUGUGACACGAUUAUAAAUCAUAAUCUUCUCAAGGCCAAAACAGCGAGUGGGCCAACAUAUUAUUUUUUUCUUUAU
Camponotus floridanus (Florida carpenter ant) is the source of this 2129-nucleotide messenger RNA. RefSeq lists its product as uncharacterized. Lineage: Eukaryota; Metazoa; Arthropoda; Insecta; Hymenoptera; Formicidae. The record is from RefSeq and is a predicted model, not a curated record. The transcript is spliced from 2 exons. The coding region runs from base 370 to 1968 and encodes 532 amino acids.